UCAGUGUGACACCUGAUUGGGAUGUGAUCGGAUUGGCUUAGAGAGAAUUGGACCAUUCCUUAAUGAGCAGCGGCUGCUGGAGACAGAAUUUAAAGACUUGAGUUGGGCCUCUCAGUCUGAGUGGAGAGAGAGUGUGUGUCAGUGAAGUGGGAGAGCUGUUUCAGGGCUGGCCAUUUGAACACGAUGAAUGAGCCUGUGAAAAAGAAAACUCCUAAAGCAGCUGCAGCUGAGAAGAAACACAGUAAGCGUAGACUGAAGAGGAAGGAGAGUUACUCAGUUUAUAUCUAUAAGGUCCUUAAACAGGUUCACCCUGAUACUGGGAUUUCCAGUAAAGCCAUGAGCAUCAUGAACUCCUUUGUGAAUGAUGUGUUUGAACGGAUUGCAACAGAAGCAUCACGACUGACCCAAUACAACAAGAGGAGCACCAUCACCAGCCGGGAGGUGCAGACUGCAGUCCGACUGCUCCUGCCUGGGGAGCUGGCCAAGCAUGCGGUGUCUGAGGGCACAAAAGCUGUCACCAAGUAUACCAGUGCCAAGUAGAGGAAUGGAGCAGCAAGUAAAGGGGAUGUAGCUUCAUCAAACCCUUGGCCACUUCAUCCUGCUCAAUAAAGAUUAAUUUGCUGCA
This is a messenger RNA of Stegostoma tigrinum, 625 nucleotides long. RefSeq lists its product as uncharacterized. Gene Ontology annotation, cellular component: nucleosome. Lineage: Eukaryota; Metazoa; Chordata; Chondrichthyes; Orectolobiformes; Stegostomatidae. The record is from RefSeq and is a predicted model, not a curated record. Gene Ontology annotation, molecular function: structural constituent of chromatin; protein heterodimerization activity; DNA binding. The transcript is spliced from 2 exons. Bases 184 to 540 code for a protein of 118 amino acids.